This is a messenger RNA of Letharia lupina, 723 nucleotides long. RefSeq lists its product as uncharacterized. The coding region runs from base 1 to 723 and encodes 240 amino acids. NCBI's taxonomy places the organism in Eukaryota, Fungi, Ascomycota, Lecanoromycetes, Lecanorales, Parmeliaceae. The transcript has a single exon. The record is from RefSeq and is a predicted model, not a curated record.
AUGGAACACAUCCAGAAGGCCAAGAUUCCUCUGCGAUUGAAGAACGUCAAGGAUCCUUCCGGCGCUGGAACCAUCAUAUUCCCUUCCAAUCAUCUUGCCUCAGAUGUUUCCGCAGAACCCAACGAGAUUCCAAGUGCAGCUCGGUCAGGGAUAUCGACGCCCACAUCUUCCUUCCUCCUUGCCAACGGUUAUCAUGGCGAUAUGCAGCAGCGACGAAGGCCAACCGCAGUGACGGUCAAGGACUCCAUUCUUAUCAUCAACGUGCUCUGCCACCGAAACAACAAGUCUCAUGGGUUUCUCGCCGAGGUCUUUAGGCGACUAGAUCAGCACAAAGUAGUAGUUGAUCUGAUCACAACCACAGAAAAAUCGAUAAGUUUAGCAGUUUCAGCAGCAACGGAAGGGGCAAGGGAGAUCAAGAAUGCGACUUCCGAGAUUGAGAAGCUUGGGACUGUGUCUGUCACGACAGGAAUGUCGAUCAUCUCAGUCGUGGGUCACAAGAUGCGUAACACGGUGGGAAUAGCUGGGGAAAUAUUUUCAACGCUCGCUGGGGCAAAAAUCAACAUUUACCUCAUCAGCCAAGGAGCAAGCGAGAUCAACAUCUCCUUCGUUGUCAAAGAAAGUGACGCGUUGCUUGCCAUGAACGCGGUUCAUACAAAGGUUCUGCAAAUUCCAGCUCAUUCGGAGCAGGAGAACAGCUUCUCUAAAGGACCGUGGCUUUAUUGA